GAUACCUUAUCAGCGGCAGACGUCUGAGCUAUAAGUCUCUUCCAACUGAACGAGUGUUGGGAAAUACUACAUAUCAGGGAAAAUGGGAUGGACGCCAGUUGUUUUCAUUUUGAGUCUAUCGAUAACCAAUGUAUACAGUAACACGACUGUGACAAUCUAUCCUCAGUGGCUGGCAAAGGGAGGAAAUGUUCGCUAUGAACCUGACAGAUGGAGCAAGCACAAUGGUCUGGAACAUGAAUACCUGAUACCAAGUUGUCGCAGUAUUCGGACUGACAGCGGACGCUGGAUGAAUAGAGAUAUACAUGAUAAUCUCUUUCUAGAUUGGCCACAGGACCCUUACCGUAGUGGCUACCCAGACCCGAACUACCUGAAGAACGUCACCAAGCAACAGGAACUGUUCUCCACGUAUCUUGCCAACAUUAACAGUGGGUACAAGAACGAAAUGAUCAUGGUGUCCACAUCUCUUAAUUGGCCCAACUGGAUGAACCAGUCAGAACAUCAAGGUCAUUUCCCAAACAACAUAGAUGCUGCUGCAGAGUUCAUUAUGUUAAUGGUGCAAGGAGUUUAUGACUACACACAAGGUCAGAUACCGCCCUACUUUGAAGUCGUCAAUGAACCAGAUGUUAAAGGGGACAUCAUGAAUUUCACCACCACUGUUAGCGUCUAUCAUAAAGCAGUUGCUGAGAAACUCCAUUCCAGAUUUAACAUCAAAGUGGCGGGUCCAACAAUGACAGGGUAUAAUACAGACGUAGACAGAAAUAACUUCUCCUUCUGGCCAAAACUGGUACAGUUUCUAGACAUCGCAUUAGAUGAGUUAGAUGUAUUUUCCUUUCAUUCAUACAACUCACUAGUUGUUUCGGGGAAAACUCAUAAAUUCACUGGAAAUAAUGAAGCCCGUUUGGUAGCAUUUGUCGACCUCCUUGAAAGCUAUGUCCAUCGAAAGAAAGGAAAAUCUAUUCCCAUCAUUAUCAGUGAAUAUGGUCGCGGGAAAGUAGAAGGUAUUAGCAAAGAUGCUCCAUCGGGUAUAGUCGAUUUUUCAACAAUAUAUUGCAUCAAUGGCCACCGAUUCACCCAACUUGGUCUCAGAGAAUACAUUGAUAGAACAGUGGUGUUUUUGUUAUCUAACGAGCAACGUCCAGGACAUGACAGUCUCAACUUUUCACUUUUCACCCAGCAAGGGAAUGCCACACGUUUGGUCGACGUUUUCAAGUUUUGGUACAAUUUCACGUCAGAGUACUCCUUCAUCAGAACCUCCAGCCAAUCGGACGGACAAGAACGAACUGUGUCACCGCUAGCAAUGGCCAGUCCUUUGAAGAAUGAAACCGUCAUUCUCCUUCACAGCUAUUCACAACAGUCACAAACCGUUAAGCUAAUUUUCCAAGACGACUGGAUCACACCGACCACGGGCGAAGCUACUUGUAUCACCAUCAAGGACAACUGGUACCCGGUCAUGACCUUCAACGAACCCAUUGACAUCGGGAAAACUCAAGGAAUGGUUGAACUUCCUCCUGAAGCAACAUGUCGCUUUACAUUCAAGAUCCCGUCAGACCAACAACCUAAAGUCACUCUCAAUGAAACGACAUAUUACGGAACAGAUGUAAUUAUACCUAUCAAGGACAACAUCGCUGUUACAACCAUAUCACUUCCGGUUUGCGAAAUCCAAAGCGCGAAUCUGCGAGUUUCAACCAGUUGGCUCACUACUGAAACCAACGAUGUGAAAUCUGUCACCCUCAACAACCAAACUCUUGACUCCUUCUUCAAGCUGUAUGACUCAGAUAGACACAACAGUGACAUGUAUACCAACAUGGACGUUUGGGAGUUUGAGAUCCCUCCUAACUUGUUGAACUCUACUUCUAUCCAGGUCCAGGUUAACUUCUCCAACCAGGAGAAUGGUUAUGUGACUUCGGUAGCUCUUGUCGCUGCCAGACUUGUCCCAUCCGACAUAAAAUGAUAAGAUACUGAAAUAACAUUGCAUUGAUUUGAUUAAAGAGAACAUGACUGUGAUAAAGUAUCAUGCA
Haliotis rubra (blacklip abalone) is the source of this 2018-nucleotide messenger RNA. RefSeq lists its product as uncharacterized. The record is from RefSeq and is a predicted model, not a curated record. Bases 83 to 1951 code for a protein of 622 amino acids. The transcript is spliced from 3 exons. NCBI's taxonomy places the organism in Eukaryota, Metazoa, Mollusca, Gastropoda, Lepetellida, Haliotidae.